Molecule: messenger RNA, 1204 nt
Organism: Cyprinus carpio (common carp)
Lineage: Eukaryota; Metazoa; Chordata; Actinopteri; Cypriniformes; Cyprinidae
Product: pleckstrin homology domain-containing family A member 4-like
Exons: 7
Coding region: 361-1155 (264 amino acids)
Source: RefSeq, a predicted model, not a curated record
AUAUUGUCAUGUUUUAUGUGUUUUAUGAAAAAUACCCAGAGGCAAAUUUAAAUGCUUAGUAGUCACUCUUUCAUAGUCUCAUUUAGAGACAUUUUUGACAUCUCUUCUGAAACUAGAGGUGACAAAUGUUUCUUAGGCAAAAAAAGAGGCAUUCUUAGAAAAAAAAAGAGGCAUCAAACUUUAGAUAAGCUCUCCAUUGCUGUUCAGGAGAAUUAGUUGAGUCAUUAGAGACUUGGUUUGUGAUUUUUCUGUUUUACCAUCAGACAUGAAACUAAAUGCCACUUUACAGACAUCAGAAGCAUAAAAAGAGAGUGUGAGCUGAGAGUGAACUGGGGAAACAGAGGAUUCAGUGUUAAAGGGAUGAAAGAGGGAUUGAGCCUCCGCAACGACUGUGUUGAGCGUUUGUCUCUCAGAGGGAGAAGAAAUGCUGAAUGCACCAUGACGCUGGAAGUUGCUGUUGGGUACCGAAAACAGACCAGGAUGGAGGAUCAGGACAGGGUCAGUCAGGCCUCCAGCAGCGCCACAGUGUCCUUUCUGCCGAUCAGAGACAAGUGCCAUGAGAAAGUGCAGACGUUUGGAAAGAGAUGUCAAGCGGCGAAGAGAGACCCCAACUGUCCUGUGGUGAUCAGAGGAUGGCUGAACAAGAGGGACAGCACUGGACUGAAAUUGUGGAAAAGAAGAUGGUUUGUUCUCUCCAAUUACUGCCUCUAUUAUUAUAAAGACAGCCGUGAAGACUCUGUUCUGGGCAGUAUUCCUCUUCCCAGCUACAGGAUUCUCUACUGCUCCCCUAGAGAGUGCAGGAACCGGAAAUAUGCAUUCAAGGUUGUUCAUGAGGGCAUGCGGCCGUACAUCAUGAGCGCUGAAACCCAGGAGGACAUGCUGGGUUGGGUCAGAGCUCUCAGCCAAUCAGCAAGCAUGGAGGCUGAUGACUUCAUCAACAGACGCUGUGCAAGUUUUCAGGACUUCACUCAGAUGGGUGAUAACACUGAAACCAUGGAGCUCCAGCACACGCCCAUGUUUCCACAGCAAAACGCCCAGACCACAACGAAACUGAGCAGGGUGCAGACAGAACCGAAUCUACUGGAUCAAGACAUGAUGGGAAUUAAAAUGAAGACACCAGAGCUGAGAGGAAGACAUGAGAGCAAACCAAUGUAAAUGAUCUGAGAUGCUUCAAAAUGAUACAGAAUGAAGGACCUUGAAAAAG